Messenger RNA from Saccharomyces kudriavzevii IFO 1802, 3516 nucleotides. RefSeq names its product DNA helicase RAD5 (gene RAD5). Bases 1 to 3516 code for a protein of 1171 amino acids. The record is from RefSeq and is a predicted model, not a curated record. The transcript has a single exon. NCBI's taxonomy places the organism in Eukaryota, Fungi, Ascomycota, Saccharomycetes, Saccharomycetales, Saccharomycetaceae. Gene Ontology annotation, molecular function: nucleic acid binding; hydrolase activity, acting on acid anhydrides, in phosphorus-containing anhydrides; zinc ion binding.
AUGAGCCACAUUGAGCAGGAGGAAAGAAAGAGGUUUUUCAACGAUGAGCUUGACAUUUCGGAAACGUCUUUAAACUUCAAAUCUGAGAACAAAGAGUCAUUUCUCUUUUCAAAUAGCAAUAAUGAUGGUGAUGCCGUAUCGGUGAGUGAGACUCCAGAAGAAGAGGGGCAUGAAUCUGUUUUGCAGCUUGCGGAAGAGAUCGGGGAAGGUGACCAAGACCAGUUUAUUGAAGAGCUUCGGAGGAUUAUUCCGGAAAUACCAAUGAGUCUUGCGGUGGAACUUAACAAAAAGUUUGGUAGCCAAGAAGAAGGGCUGUCUUUAGCACUAUCUCACUACUUCGACCACUAUAACGGUAAGUCCAGCAGUAAUAUACCGUCUUCUCCAAACCAAGUAAACACACUCUCUGAUACCUCAAGUUCAAUCUUGUCUCCAUCUCCCUCUCUUGUUAGAAAAAGAAAAGAUUAUGGUUUCAGGAAUCAAACCCGACUAGAAGACACAUUUGCUUGGAAAAGGUUUAUAGGUGCCAUGCAAGUCACUGGCAUGGCUACAAGACCUACUGUGAGACCCUUAAAGUACGGCUCUCAGUUGAAAUUGAAAAGAUCAAGCGAAGAGAUCUCUGCAACUAAAGUUUACGACUCACGGGGUAGGAAGAAAGCCUCCAUGGCUAGUCUAGUAAGGAUACAUGAUGUUCAAUACAACAGAGAAAUAGGUCGAGUUCCGGAAGACAUUGCUCAAAUAUUAUAUCCUCUUUUAAGUUCUAAUGAAAUUAGUUUCGAAGUUACUUUAAUAUUUUGUGAUAAUAAACGUCUGAGUAUAGGUGAUAGUUUUAUCCUACAACUAGAUUGCUUUUUGACGUCUGCCAAUUUUGGAGGGUCAUAUAGCGAUGACCAAUCCUUCAUGAAGAGAAGGCGUACAGAAAGAGAAAACAAAAGAGAAAAAGACAGUGUGAAUUUCGGUAGACCAUUAACUGAAACUGACGAAGAGUUGGAAAGCCGUUCGAAGAGAUUGGCUCUGUUGAAGUUAUUUGAUAAACUGAAACUGAAACCUAUUUUGGAUGAACAGAAGGCAUUGGAAAAGCAUAAAAUAGAACUAAGUAGUGACCCAGAAAUCAUCAAUAUAGAUGACGAUGAUAUUUGUCCGGACCAAGUAACUGAGGUCAUUCACGACUUUCGGGACACCCAACACGAAGAAGAAACAAUGAACUUGAAUCAAUUGAAAACUUUUUAUAAAGCUGCACAAUCCUCAGACUCUUUGAAAAACUUACCUGAAACAGAACCUUCUCGCGAUGUUUUCAAAUUAGAGUUGAGGAACUAUCAAAAGCAAGGCCUUACUUGGAUGUUAAGAAGGGAACAAGAAUUUGCCAAAACUGCGUCGGAUGAUGAGAAUUUAGAAACAGAUGUUAAUAUGAUAAAUCCCUUGUGGAAACAGUUCAAGUGGCCGAGCGAUAUGUCAUGGGCAGCUCAAAAGAUACAACAAGAUCAUGUGAAUCCUGAAGAUGAUGUAUUUUUCUAUGCUAACUUGCAUUCUGGAGAAUUUUCACUGGAAAAACCUAUAUUGAAAACGAUGGUAAGGGGUGGCAUAUUAUCAGAUGAAAUGGGAUUGGGUAAAACUGUUGCAGCAUAUUCCUUAAUUUUAUCCUGUCCUAGCGAUAGCGGUGCUGCUGACAAGAACCUAUUUGAUGUGAAGGACACAGAAGUCCCUGGUAACGUUUCUAGUUCUUUCAUAUCAUCUUCACUAGGUAAUAAAAAACCGUAUGCUUCGAAGACGACCCUAGUUGUAGUCCCGAUGUCAUUAUUAACACAAUGGAGUAACGAGUUUACAAAAGCAAACAAUUCGUCGGAUAUGAAUCAUGAGGUAUACUACGGUGGGAACGUUUCCAGCUUGAAAACUUUACUGACUAAGACAAAAAAUCCACCGGCUGUGGUCCUUACCACAUACGGUAUCGUCCAGAAUGAAUGGACCAAGCAUACUAAGGGAAGGAUGACAGAUGAGGACGUAUCUGUAUCAUCUGGGUUGUUUUCCGUCGAUUUUUAUCGAAUAAUAAUCGAUGAAGGCCAUAACAUUAGAAACAGAACGACAGUCACAUCUAAAGCGGUCAUGGACUUACAAGGAAAAUGUAAAUGGGUGUUAACAGGUACCCCAAUAAUUAACAGACUUGAUGAUCUGUAUAGUCUUGUUAAGUUCCUAAAAUUGGAUCCCUGGAGCCAGAUCAAUUACUGGAAAACUUUUGUGUCAACACCUUUUGAAAACAAAAACUAUAAGCAAGCAUUUGAUGUGGUGAAUGCAAUCUUAGAGCCUGUGCUGUUAAGGAGGACAAAACAAAUGAAGGAUAAGGACGGCAUGCCAUUAGUGGAGUUACCACCAAAGGAAGUCGUUAUUAAGAAACUACCGUUCAGCAAAUCUCAAAAUGUUCUAUACAAGUUCCUGUUGGAUAAAGCUGAGGUGUCCGUUAAAUCGGGUAUUGCACGAGGUGAUUUGUUAAAGAAGUACUCUACAAUUCUUGUUCAUAUUUUGAGAUUAAGACAAGUCUGUUGUCAUCCAGGCCUUAUUGGAACCCAGGAUGAAAAUGAUGAGGAUUUGUCCAAGAGUAAUAAGCUGGUUACAGAGCAAACAGUGGAACUUGACUCCUUAAUUCGUGUAGCUUCCGAAAGAUUCGAUAACUCAUUUUCUAAGGAAGAACUUGAGGCAACAAUUGAAAAGUUGAGGACAAAAUAUCCAGACAAUAAAUCGCUCCAAUCGUUGGAGUGUUCUAUUUGUACAGCGGAGCCUAUUGAUUUGAACAAGGCUUUAUUCACAGAAUGUGGUCAUAGUUUUUGCGAAAAAUGUUUAUUUGAAUAUAUUGACUUUCAGAACGGCAAGAAACUUUGUUUGAAGUGUCCCAAUUGCCGUGACUCAAUAGAUGGAGGCCGAUUGCUGGCCUUGGGGCGGCAGAGGAGCGAUUCGGAGAGGUUGGAAUUUAAACCUUAUUCCUCCGCUUCCAAAUCAAGUAAAAUCACUGCCUUGUUAAAAGAGCUUCAGCUUCUUCAAGAUAGUUCAGCAGGCGAGCAAGUCGUUAUUUUUUCGCAAUUUUCUUCCUACCUGGACAUUCUGCAGAGGGAGCUUACUCAUGCUUUUCCCGAUGACGUUGCGAAGAUUUACAAAUUUGAUGGACGUCUUUCGUUAAAAGAAAGAACUAAUGUGCUGGCAGAUUUCGCUGUCAAAGACUAUAGCAGGCAGAAAAUCCUACUGCUUUCGCUGAAGGCCGGCGGAGUAGGGUUGAAUUUAACAUGUGCGUCCCACGCAUACAUGAUGGAUCCAUGGUGGUCACCCAGCAUGGAAGAUCAAGCCAUCGAUAGACUUCAUAGAAUUGGUCAGACGAGCAGCGUCAAGGUUAUAAGAUUCAUCGUGCAAAAUAGCAUAGAGGAGAAAAUGCUGCGCAUCCAAGAAAAGAAGAGAACCAUCGGCGAGGCCAUGGAUGCUGAUGAAGACGAAAGAAGAAAAAGGAGAAUCGAAGAAAUUCAGAUGCUUUUCGAAUAG